GUUUAUGUUCAGAAAAUUAUCGAAUAACGAAUUCUCUUCGUAAUUUGCUUUUCUUUCUGUGUAUAUCAACGGACUUUCAAUCACAUAGGUAGCAAUUUAACUAUUUUUCAGUUUACUUUAAUGGAUGAAGAAGAUUGUUGUAUAAAAAAAGAAGCUGAAGGUAGCUUCAAGUUUGAAAGUCUUGGAUCUAAUAUUUCGUUCAUGACAGACGACAAGGGUCUAGAAUUUACAGAAAAACAUGGGGACUUGGGUGACAUGACAUUUCGUAUGGCUAAUUACAUUAAAGAUGUUAUGAAAAUGAUGUUUAUAAUGCGCAGCCAUCAUAUGCUGACAGAUGUUAUACUUGAAGUAGGGACAGAAUUAUUCUAUGCGCACAAAGUUAUUUUAGCUGCUGCUAGUCCAUAUUUUAAGGCAAUGUUCACAGGAGGUUUGAAAGAGUCUGAAAUGACUAGAGUAAAGCUUCAAGGUGUCUCUCCAACAAGCAUGGCACGACUACUGUACUUUAUGUAUACAGGUCAAAUAAGAGUCACAGAGCUUACGGUGUGUUCACUUUUAUCAGCAGCCACCAUGUUUCAGGUUAGUAAUGUCAUAGAUGCGUGUUGCGUUUUCUUGGAAAGACAGUUAGAUCCCACGAAUGCUAUUGGGAUUGCAAAUUUUGCUGAACAACAUGGUUGUCACAGUUUGUAUCAAAAAGCGAAUCAGUUUAUUGUUCAACAUUUUAGUCAAAUAUGUCAAGAAGAAGAAUUUCUACAAUUAUCGGCGAUACAGUUGAUAACACUAGUGAGAAAAGAUGAGCUGAAUGUUCAGGAAGAGAGAGAAGUGUACAAUGCCGUGUUGAAAUGGGUAAAGUACAACGAAGAAGCGAGAGGACCUAAAAUGGAACAUAUAUUACAUGCUGUAAGAUGUCAGUAUCUCACUCCAAACUUUCUGCGAGAACAAAUGAAGAACUGUGAUGUUCUAAAGAAAGUACCGGCCUGUCGAGAAUAUCUUGCACAAAUCUUUAAGGACUUGACUCUUCAUAAAAAACCAAUUGUUAAAGAAAGAACGCCCAAUACCAGAAGAGUAAUAUAUAUCGCGGGCGGUUUCUUAAAACAUUCUUUAGAUGUUUUGGAAGGAUACAACGUGGAUGAGAAAACUUGGACACAGCACGCAAAACUGAUCGUUCCUAGGUCAGGUUUGGGUGGAGCGUUCUUAAAGGGUAUGUUUUACGCUGUCGGUGGAAGAAAUAAUUCACCAGAAAAAACAUUUUCUGCGAAUUUCAUCAGAUACGACAGCGAUUGGGUCGACAGAUACAAUCCGGUACUAGAUCAGUGGCGAACUUGUAGUCCAAUGUCUAUGCCACGACAUCGUGUAGGAGUGGCUGUAAUGGACGGUUUAUUAUAUGCUGUUGGUGGUAGCGCAGGUGCAGAAUAUCAUAAUAGCGUUGAAUGUUAUGAUCCAGAACAUGAUACAUGGACCAAUGUAAAAUCGAUGCAUAUAAAGAGAUUAGGAGUUGGAGUGGCGGUAGUUAAUAGAUUACUGUAUGCUAUUGGUGGAUUCGAUGGAAUAGACCGACUGAAUUCUGUGGAAUGUUAUCAUCCUGAAAAUGAUGAAUGGACAAUGGUUUCGCCUAUGAAAUGCAGUCGUUCAGGAGCUGGGGUCGCUAACCUUGGACAGUAUAUAUACGUUGUAGGAGGAUACGAUGGAACUAGACAAUUAAAUUCUGUUGAAAGAUAUGACACGGAAAAAGAUACUUGGGAAUACGUUAGUAGCGUGACCAUUGCUCGUAGCGCACUUAGCGUUACAGUGCUAGAUGGUAAAUUAUAUGCAAUGGGAGGCUAUGAUGGUGAACACUUUUUAAAUAUCGUAGAAAUUUAUGAUCCUGCAAAAGAUACGUGGGAGCAGGGAGUACCUAUGACUUCGGGUAGAUCGGGCCAUGCAAGUGCAGUAUCUUACCAUCAGUGUCCUAUACAUUGUGAUCAUCUAGAACACAAUAUAUCACUAGAGAAACCACCCUCGUGAUACGUGCGAUCACCGAAUAUUGGUUUAGCUAUUGAUAUAAGAUAGCUCGACUACAAACUUUAGCCUAGGAAAAUUACUACGAGAAGAAGAAAUAAAUAUCAAAAUAAUGGAAUCAAUCGUUGAAGCAGUAAACGAAUUUUCGAUUAUUGCAGACUGACAUAAUUUUUCACUUCGUGGAACGAGUCUAAUUUUUGAGGUUGUAAGCGCGUUUCUACUGAAUUUCGAUAUUCUAGUGAUUAACCAUUUUAUAAGUUCACUCGUGAAAGGACCAGUGAUUUACUUCCAUUAAUAAUAAUGUGUUUUUAAAAUUAUAAAGACUUAAAAUAAUUUUGUAAAUAUAU
Molecule: messenger RNA, 2342 nt
Organism: Megachile rotundata (alfalfa leafcutting bee)
Lineage: Eukaryota; Metazoa; Arthropoda; Insecta; Hymenoptera; Megachilidae
Product: kelch like ECH associated protein 1
Molecular function (GO): protein binding
Source: RefSeq, a predicted model, not a curated record